CUCUAUAACUUUGUAUCUCUUCUUACACUCCAGCUCCUAAGUUGUGGCAGUGAAGGGGUGUUUUGUGCCUGCACAAUAAUAAUAUCAUGUAUCAUUUUCCUGGGAUUCCUCAGUUCUAAAGGAAGCUGCUUAUUCACCAUUCACAGAACAAAGGGUGGGGGGAUUGGCAGCCCAGCUGUUAUACAGAGAGAGGGAGAGAAGGAAAAGGCUUCCUGCCCCUUUAAAGAGCAGCUCAUCUGUGUGGCUUGCAGGGCUGGAAAGUCUUCCUGGCUGUGUGGAGCAGGCGGCAUGCUGACUGAUCUCACUAACAGGGGCUUCUGUGUAAGCUGAGGCUAAACAAACACAGAUGGGGAGCUCAGUGUGCACUCACCAAAUAUGCUGCCAAUGCUGCAGGGACAUCAAAUGACACUGUGACUGCCCCAGCACACAGCACAGGAGCCCUCCUCACCAUCUCUGCUCCCCCAACUAUGAGGAACCUCCAGAUCCUGCAAGAAGACCCCCAGUGGAAGAGUCACUGCCUGAAGGACAUCAAGAGGCUGAAGAGGAAGAACAGGGAGCUCCUCAAGCAGGUCAAUGGCUACCAAACUUUUAAAGUGGACUUGGGUGAUCAUCAUAUCAAGGGGGAGUCAGCUGCAGCACAGGAGAAGUCUGCUUCUUCUAUGAUGGACAAUUCUGAGGGGGCCUUGGACUUAAGCAGUGGGGUGCUACCGGGGAAAAAGGGGUUAAUGCCCCCUGCUACUGCCACUGCUUCUCCUACAGGGUUGGAGAUUGGGGAGCAAAGGGUGCAGUCCAGGGUGGUGGUGUGUCACAGACCCCCAGAGACCUCCUACUUGUCAGUGACUUACAACAACAACAACAACAUCAGUCCAGAGCCCUGUGCAUCUCCUAGGAAAAGACUGGGGGAGACUGCGGAGAUCAAAGCCAUCCAGCAGACAAGGAGACUGCUGGCUAAUGCCAGGGAGAGGACCAGGGUGCACACCAUCAGCGCUGCCUUCGAGGCGCUCAGGAAGCAGGUGCCAUGUUAUUCAUACGGACAGAAGCUUUCUAAAUUGGCCAUUUUGAGAAUAGCUUGUAACUAUAUCCUCUCCCUGGCGCGACUGGCUGACCUUGACUACAGUGCUGAUCAUAGUAACUUGAGUUUUACCGAGUGUGUAGAGCAAUGUACUAGGACUUUACAGUCAGAAGGAAGGUCAAAAAAGAGGAAGGAGUGAUAUGUGGUGACGUUCGGCCUCUUCCAGUGCGGGUUCCCUCUCUCUUCUCUGGCGAAUGUUGGAUGGUAAAUCCUGAAGACAGCUCCUGGCUGAGACUCCUCGAAAAGACAUCUGGAUCUGCAGCUUCUAAUACAAAGACAGGGAACAAAAACUGCCGUUCAGCUUUUUAGCCUGUGCAAUUUAUCUAGCCAUAACCCCCCGUCUUCGCCUGGGACAUUUUCUGUCACUUCAUUGCACAGACCAAUUCAUUUUAUUUUUCUUCUUGUGCCAAAGACUUCGCAAAGCUUUGUGUCCUUUUAUUGCCUCAAUACAUCCAUUUUUUUUCUUUUUUGGUCCAAAGAAGCCGAGGUUUUCCAUUGAGCUCCCACACAAAAUAUAUUUAUUGCCAUGUGUGUAUGAUGGAGUUCCCCUUAAAGGGCCGUGACGCUUGACUACCAGAGACUUCCACCAGACUGUGCUUUAUUGACUGUAUAUUUUUGUCACAUAUCUGAUCCAGAUUUAAUAAGGAUAGUCCUGAUGGAAUGAGGACUUGCAUGGGACUUCAUGGAUCAUAGUGGAAAUAAUAAGAUGUUAUUGCCAAUUAAAUACACUAUAAAUUGCUGUUGUAUACCCAUGGUGCACUGCUUAUUCACACAUACAAACCCAAUGGUCAGAAGCUCAAAAAAUAUAUGUGCUGGAACCAAGGUAAUAAAAGUAAAAAAAAUAAACAUAAAACAUUUAAAAAAAUUGUUAUAAAUAUGAAAAAAAGGCUCCCAGCAACCCUAGCCACCAUCUUACUGUCUUAGUCAUUAGGGAACUUUCUGGUACUUACUACUAAACAAUAAAUAUAUCUGGAACACUAGGAAAUAAGACACUGCCAGACACCCGAUGUCAUCAACUUACCUCCCACAAGGAACAAAGGGCAUAUUAAAAACCAACAUUCCUGAUCUUUCUCCCCCCGACAUUAGCCAACGAGGAAAAUUUGGGACACUGCCAGACACAUAAGAUUGUUGGCCAGUUCUGAGUAUGGUUGAGUCUCAUCUAAUGUGUAUGGGAAACUCAAGAUAGGCCUACGUUUGACCAGUUAAAGGGGUACUCCACUCCGCCCCAAGA
Hyla sarda is the source of this 2303-nucleotide messenger RNA. RefSeq names its product atonal bHLH transcription factor 8 (gene ATOH8). Lineage: Eukaryota; Metazoa; Chordata; Amphibia; Anura; Hylidae. Gene Ontology annotation, molecular function: DNA-binding transcription factor activity; protein dimerization activity. The coding region runs from base 468 to 1211 and encodes 247 amino acids. The transcript has 3 exons. The record is from RefSeq and is a predicted model, not a curated record.